AUGGCCCCCAGUAUCUUGGCUGCCGUCCCGGGCAAUAUCAUAUCCCCUUUUUACACCAAAUUGCGUGGUAGCUCCAGACAGGUUUCUGGUAUGUCUAGUACGUUGGAUAACGAUACCCACUCCAACAGUGGCUUGUCCCGCUCCGGUACCUCCCGCCGUGAGUCCUUCAUGCCUCGGAAGUUCCACUCCACCGGCAGCUCAAAGCUCUCUGGUGUGGUCCAAGGCCUUCAGCGCCAGAGUGGCUCUGAGUUGGGAGCAAACGUGUCCUCCACGCUAUCCAAUACCGACCACGCUACCAUCUUGGAAUGGAUUGCAACCGAGCGCAUGAGCCACCUGCCCCCCGAAGGAAGCAGCUAUGAUAAGGUGCUCGCUUGGGCCCAGCUCUUCGUUGAGCGUCUACAUUCCUUUGACCUGGCUAUUCGCGACUUCGAGGCAGGUAGCUGGCUCGCUGCUCAGCUCUCUUACGGAUACUGUGCAAUGCUCCUCGAGCUUGGCAAAGAGAAUGCGCCAGCUCUGAUGGCUUCCUUCGGGUUUUUCUAUAGCACUUCUUCAACUCUGGUGGACCUGCUUGAGCGCACUGAGCUCUUUGCUGUCUCCCAGACGAUCAAGGAUCAGCUGGUUGAGGCCUUGGCCGACCUUGUUUCUUUGGUCGCCCACGUUUCCACUCACUUCCACCAGUCUAUCUAUGCACUUUCUGACGGCUCGAUCUCCAUAAACAUUUAUGAGACCUUCAAUGGCCAGAUUGAGUCUUUCCGUGGACGCUGCGCGAAGAUUUCAGACUCCAUGUGGAGACACCAGCUCGUGCAGGAGAGCAAGGACCCCGAGAACGUGGCCGUUGUUAAGUCCGUCCGAAGCUGGCUGUCUCCAGAGGACCGCGUCCUCACUCACCUCGCCGAGAACACCUACCUUGCCCACGAACGCGAGGAGAUGACCUGUCUCUGGAUGAACCCAUACUUGACCCACUUCCUUAAGAGCGGCAAUCACGUUCUCGCCUUUACUGGUCCCCUUGGAUCUGGGAAGACUGUCCUCGCCUCCGUUAUUGUCGACCGUCUGCAGGACCACAUCGGCGGUGUUACAUACAACUCAUUGUUUAUUCCAAUCAAUUCCAGAAUCCCAGCCCAGACCACCCCCAUUGCAAUUGUGAAGACAAUUCUCUUGCAGCUCUUUGAGAAGCGUAUUGGUAACAUCCAGCUACUGCAGAUUCUGCACGAGGCCUACGAUGCAAGCAAAAAGACCACCAACGAGGAGGAAUACGAGAGAAUUCUCUGGAAUGCUCUGGAGAAUGCAUUGAGCGCAGCUCUUGCCCGCGCUAAAGACCUUGUUAUCGUCAUUGAUGGCGUUGAUGAGGCUUCUUGCGGUGAGGCACUUUUGCUCCAGAAGCUGAUUGCUGCCACCUCCAACGGAACUAACGUUAAGCUAAUCACCCUUGGUGCCGAGAAGCCCAGGACUUCUGCCAGUCUGUCGCAUGUCCCUAUUGGUGGUGACCGCAUUGCUGAUGACAUUUCCACCGUUGUCCGAAGUAACUUCACCGCCGCCAACUCGCCUGGCAGCAAGGUCUUCUUGUCUAUGGAUGAGAUGGAGCAGGAGACCCUCAUUGACCAGAUUAGCGAGGCCGCUCGUGGUUCCUUCUUGUGGGCUAAGCUGUGCACCAAGCGCGCUCGCCUUGAGCAUACCCCCGAUGCCCUCUGCAAGGUCGUCGGCGCUAUUGUCAAGGGCAAGCCCACCAUUGCCGACUUUGUUCUCUACAGCCUCCAGGCUCCCGAAGUCACCGAAGAAGCCAAGCUCAUGCUGCUUUGGCUUGCUACGGCUGACCGUCCUCUGCUGUCAAGGGAACUCACCACCUUGGCUUCGAUUGAGCCGGAGAAGCAGAUUGUUAAUGAUCGCAGGAUCAACAUCCGUCAAGUCUUGAAGCCCUUGAACUCCAUUGUCUUCAUGCAAGAUGGUCAGGUGUACCUUCGUCACGGUCUGAUUAGGACCGCUGUCUUGGAUGUGUUCUCCAAGGGCAAGUUGAUCCCCACGGUCAAGGACCAUCAAACUGACCUCGUCACCCGCCUCUUGGUCUAUAUCAAGUACACUGUUCCCGAGCAGCAUGAGCCUUCCCUCACUCCCCUUGAUGGUCGUGAUGUCGCCCCCCGUGUGAAAACCCACCCUCUUCUUGAAUUUGCCGUUCGCUACUGGCCUCGUCACUUGAAGCAGACCACAACCUUCACUACCGGUGGCUAUGAUCCUAUUGCUAAGGAGUUAAGCAAGGUAUUCCCAGCCAGUGUUACCCUUUUGCUGCUCCAGAGCACGGUCUGGAACAACUUCUCUACACCUACACUGUUGUCAUACCACACCACUAUUACCAACAUGUGCCGCAAGAUUUUGGGGACCAGCCACCCUGUGACACUCCAGUCCAUCAUCUCGUUGGCUCUGCUGUACCGUGAGGUCGACCAAACCCCAGAGGCCAUCCCUCUUCUCUACGAGAUUACCACCAUCAGUCGCACUCUGCUCAGUGCAACUCACACCAUCACGAUGCAGAUGGCUCUGUUGUUCCUCGAUCUGACUGUAGACAUGGUCACUUUUACCAAGUCGGAUAUCAUGACUAGGCGUGAGGAGCUUCUCAUCAUCAUUGUCGAGUGCUAUCAGGCUCACUAUGGCGAGAAGUCUGAGAAGACAGUCAACAUCAUGAAGAGUCUGAUUGAACAUUACCGUGUGACCAAAGAAGAGACAAAGAUUCAGACUUGGACUCUCAAGAUCCAGAGUCUUACCACCACCGCCACCAAGUACGACGGCGAUGAUACCCGCGAUCUCAGUGUUCGCCUGAAGGGCCACAAGCAGGACCUAGGUGACACUGGUAUUCGUUUCCUCCUAGAUGCCGAGCACGACGAGGUUCACGAAAAGUCCGAGUCGUUCAAGGGCCAGAUCACCAAAGCCGAGAAGUACACGGCCAAUGGCCGCCUUGACCUGGCCGAACGUCUGUACAUUGAGCUCUGGCAGCAGGCUAAGACCCAAGAACACAAGCUGCAGUCCGUUCUUGCUUACUCGAAGUUUUUGACGACCCAGAAGAAAGAGCGGGAAGCUUCUUCCAUUCUGUCCAGCGUUUGGGAAGAGCAAAAGAACAGCGCUCACUCUCUUUCUGAGAGCUCGACUUCGUACUUGGAGCAGAUCGCUAAGGUGAUGACUACUGUCGGCCUCACCGUCGCUGCUUUGAGCAUCUUCAAGCACUGUGCCUCGUUCUACCAUCGUACCAACCGUACCUCAUCCUACUCGGAGAUGCAGAAGCACAUAGAAUCUACCUCGCAACAUGUCAAGAAACAGGCUAGCUCAUCGUCAUCGCACUUCUCCGAGACUACCCUAGAGGAGAUUGUUUAUGAGGCUUCUAGCUUCUCUAAGCUUGACCAAAGUUCAUUCACUGCUACCAGUACUUUGCUGACCUUAUACACCAAGGAGCACCGCUGGAAGGAUGCCACCCGUCUCCUCAAGAAGGUUCUGAAUAGCAUUUGGCCCUCCCUGUUCGCUCCUUCCAUCCAAGACGUUGUUCUUCCAGAGGAGCACACUGACAAGGCCGUGGACCUUGCCGAGCGUUUGAGUCAGUGCUACCACUACCGCCGUCGCUUCACCCGCGAGGAAGGCAUUCGUGUCCGUGUGCACCGUGCGGUCCGUGCCGCUCGGCCAGUGGGUGACAAGCUGAGGGAGACUGUCAAGGAUCAGCUGAUCAGCUUCUUCAAGGAGUCUUCCCAGCCGGACAAGGUCAUCAACACCUACCAGGAGCUUUUGGACGACUACACCAAGCACUAUGGCCCUGAAAACCCCACUGUGAUCAAGACCCUGUUCACCUUGGCUGAGCUUACCCGUCCUCGCCCCGUCUUCGUGGAGUACUACCAACGCAUCGUUCUCGCCUUGAACAAGGACUCGCCGGUCAUCAAGCCCGAGGCAUUGGAGCCCGUCAUCAUUGUUGCAACUGAGCUUUGGGCUCAAACUCGUUACACUGAUGCCGUCCCCUACUUUACCCUGCUCUUCACCACUUUCUUGAAUCAGCCCAAGCAGAGCCCUAAAUUCCAGGACGCGGCCUUUGUGCAGUCAGUCUUCGAUCGCUACACUCACUGCCUGCGCAAUAACCGCACUGAGUUUGCCUUCGUCCACAAGGUUACCACCGAGUUCUACAACAAGGUCAAAAUAGUCUUCGGAGCCACCGCUACGAUCACCAUCCAAGCUACCUUGACCCUUGCCAAGGUGUGCCAGGAAACCAAGACCUAUGAGAGUGACGCCAUCGCGCUCUACGAGCAGCUGCUCAAGCUCAAGCCUGCUGGCGUUAACCUUGAGGAGAUCGAAGUCAUCCUUGACGGUAUCUUCGAGGAGCAGACCGCCAGUGCUACCUCCAAGUCUCAGUCCGUUUCCACCGAUCAGAUGAAGCGCGUCACUAAGAUCCUGCGGAAGCGCAUUGAAUCCGCUCGCGAGACUUACGGCUGGGCUCACGAGGAGACCCUCUCCAAACUUCAGGAGGUAAUUUCAUUCCACUCCAGCCACAAUGACACCCAGCGUGUGUCCCAGGAGCUGCACGAGUCAACGAAGCAGAUCCUAUCUUCCGAGACCUCUUCGGAGCGCCUUGUGGCCGCAGCCACCACUAUUGCUACCGGCUUCAUUACCACCGGCCAGGCUCACAAGGCCGCUGAGCUGUCCCAGGAGCUCUAUCGCCAGAUUGUCAUGAAGGACACUAGCUCUAAGGAGACCCAGCUCGAUAUCUCAUCCAAGGGCCGUCAAAGCCUUGUCUUCUUGGCCCAGCUUGAGCACAGCGUGCGCCAGGGUACCUCCAGCGUCACUGAAAUUCUCGCCUCUUUGACCGCCGAGUAUGUCUACUUCGAGGAGUUCAGAAGCCACACCAAGUCCAAGAGCAGCUCUUUCUACACAGUCUCGGUUUCUGUUACCCGCCUCUACAACUUCCUCCUCGCCAACAAGCGCCAGGCAGCUGCUAACCGUGUCUUCGAUGACUAUGUCGCUUACUUCGUUUCCACCGAAGGGGCACGCAUCAAGUUGACUGAGACUGCUCAGGUGACUGUCUUCCUCCAGACCAUGAUAGGCUACCUCACUCAGCACCAGUCCUCAAACUUCGUCCGCUCGGUCGGUAUUGCCUCCAACGUCAAGGUCCUCGAGCUGCUCGAGGCCAAAAACUACGACGGCGCUACCAAUCUUUCCAUCGCUGCCUUCCGCUACAUUUCAGCUCACGAUAUCUACCGAACCCCUGAGAUUGUCAAGUUCGUGUUCAGCUUGGGUCUGUUGAUCUCUGGCCAUAGCCUUUCUCCUCAGCCAGAGCCUUCUAUUCAGAAGAAGCUGCACAAUGUGUCCGCCAGCAUUAUUCAGGAGGUCCUCCGCGUUAUCGUUGAUCUGAAGAUUAACCUGGCCCAGAUCAACUUGGACUACCUGAAUGCCCUCAUCGGUGUCCUCGGUGAGCGACAGGACUACAAGAACCUCGUCUGGCUCCUCAGCGAUCUCUGGAAUAGCCGUAACAAGCAAAGCCACUGGACCCCCUCCAUCACCCUCGACCUGGCCCGCCGAUAUAUCUUGGCCCGUUUCCUGGUUGGCGAUACCGUUAAGGCCACUCGCCUGGCCGAGGACAUCGUAUACAACUGCCACCGCGUUAACGGCGCUCGCCAUACGAACACUCUCGAGAUGUCCACCCUGCUCUCGCAGCUAUACACCGCGAUCGCGCAGCGCUACCAGGCCUCUAAGAAUGGCCAGCACAUGGCUAAUAAGUACUAUAAGAAGAGCGCCGCGGUGCACGAGAGCCUCCUCCGCGUUUUAGCCGACCCCUCGCUUUCGGAGUUCGAAGGUGCCCUCGAUACCAGCUUCAGCAUGGACGGCUCCGCCUACGACCUGAACAUUCAAGAGCAGGGCUCCGACGGCGGAUACUCGUUGGCUAGUGGUGAGCACGUUCGCGUCCACCUCAACCUGCUCAAGCUCUCCGUACAGCGCCUAGGGGACUGGCCCAAGGAUUACAGCGAAUAUGAGACCCUCAGCGCCAGUCUCUUCGCUGAGUUCGGCGAUGAGCUGAAGGGUGUCAAUGGUGUUGAGGAGUGGAACCUGAAGAGCUUCGGGUCUGGCAAGGCUGCCAGUUCUGAGGACACAUUGAAUCUGAAAGGCUUCACCUGGUCUAUUGAUCUCGGCCAGCAGAAUGUCGAGGUUGAGGAGGAGCUGUAA
This is a messenger RNA of Penicillium hordei, 6177 nucleotides long. RefSeq names its product NACHT domain protein. The record is from RefSeq and is a predicted model, not a curated record. Lineage: Eukaryota; Fungi; Ascomycota; Eurotiomycetes; Eurotiales; Aspergillaceae. The coding region runs from base 1 to 6177 and encodes 2058 amino acids. The transcript is spliced from 3 exons. Gene Ontology annotation, molecular function: protein binding.